This is a messenger RNA of Phalaenopsis equestris, 757 nucleotides long. RefSeq lists its product as uncharacterized. The transcript has 5 exons. The record is from RefSeq and is a predicted model, not a curated record. Lineage: Eukaryota; Viridiplantae; Streptophyta; Magnoliopsida; Asparagales; Orchidaceae. The coding region runs from base 258 to 497 and encodes 79 amino acids.
UUUGCACACAAUAACAGCAUCCAGGUCCCCCGAAACUCUCGCAGGUCCCCUCUCUGUUUCGUCCAAAACCAUCUCCUUCGUCACCGAACCCUUUGGAUACAGUCGCGAUUGGAGAUAACUGCGAACGCAACGACGGGAUCGCGGCUCACAGAGACCCGAAACUCCCAUUUGUUUCCUCCUUCUGCUCCACUCCUACCCGAAACCAUUGAGGAAGAUUUGAAGACGUAAUCUGAUUGUUCUGCCUGUGAAGUUCAAACAUGUCAGCCAAAUACGUCAUUGGAGCCUUGGCAGGGUCCUUUGCUAUCGCCUAUAUCUCUGAUAAAUUUGUAGCGGAUUACAAGAUAUUUGGAGGCACCACUCCAAAGACUGUAUCUGACAAGGAAUGGUGGGAAGCAACUGACAAGAAGUUUCAGGCCUGGCCUCGCACCGCCGGACCGCCGGUGGUGAUGAACCCGAUCAGCCGCCAGAAUUUUAUUGUCAAGUCGUCCGACUCCUAAAGCUUGUCAUCGAAUGUUAAGGUAUGUGAAAUGGUAUUACUUCGUGAUGGAUUGGAUUAAAUAAAUCAUUGAGAAUUGUUGGAAGAACCUAGACGUUUUAUAAUGUUCACCAAACUCUAAUGUUUUGAGGGAGACAUUUGGUUAUGUUAAUUCAAGUUUUAAUAUAUUUUGCUUUCUUUAAUUUAACAUUUGGAAGAAAAUGUAAGUUGGUCUUGUGUUGAUGUUUGUUGAAUCUAAGAAAAGUAUGUUGAUUUUUUACU